Pollicipes pollicipes is the source of this 354-nucleotide messenger RNA. RefSeq names its product high-affinity choline transporter 1-like. Gene Ontology annotation, molecular function: choline:sodium symporter activity. Bases 1 to 354 code for a protein of 117 amino acids. Gene Ontology annotation, biological process: choline transport; acetylcholine biosynthetic process. NCBI's taxonomy places the organism in Eukaryota, Metazoa, Arthropoda, Thecostraca, Pollicipedomorpha, Pollicipedidae. Gene Ontology annotation, cellular component: plasma membrane. The transcript has 3 exons. The record is from RefSeq and is a predicted model, not a curated record.
AUGCAGGUCGGCAUCUUCGUGACGGACACCCUCUCGACGGUCAUGGCGCUCACCAUGCCAACCAUCUACGGACUCUGGGGCUUGUCGUCGGAUCUCGUGUACUGCAUUUUGUUCCCACAACUCUGCAUGGUAGUGCACUUCAAGCACCACUGCAACACCUGCGGCUCCUUGGCUGGCUACUUAAUGGGGCUGCUGGUUCGGCUGUCCGGAGGGGAGGCCGUCAUGCACAUACCGCCUAUGAUAUACUACCCAGGUUAUGACUACGAGAACAAGCGGCAGCUCUUUCCGUUCAGAACACUGGCUAUGGUGAUGUGCGGUAUCACCGUCAUCCUUGUCUCCCGCUUCACCAAAUGA